AUGAUUGAAAACGAAUUCCGGCCGUUUGAUUAUACACUAGCUGCGUACAAGAAGUAUGGCCGUAUCAACCCGCAAAUUUUCUCUCCAGACACUAACAGCUGUAGAAUUACUGGCCAAGGCGAAGAGACCGGCUUCCCCAACGGCGAACUUGCGAGUCAAUUAUCACUUAAUACUCAGCCACAGGCCUUGACCACCGACGAGGCGACACCAGCCGCGAUGGCUACCAAUGGAGGGGUCCCGAGAAACGCCCCACUUUCAGCACCGCUACGUAAGAGCUCGAGUCUGGAAAGGCGACCGGGCAGCAGUCACAGUGGUGUACCACGACGACCAGUCUCGAAGCCACCCCCGAUACCACAUUACCCCAGCGAGUACUCUAAUCAGAGAGCGGCGCCUCCAGUUGCAGCUGGAAAGAGGGUCACCAGCCCGACUGGCGGAAUGCAGGUCACACUUGAUGGAGGUGGCAGCUGGUCAGACCUAGCCCGACAAGACGCUACACUUCCCACCGACGCGAACGCUGUUAACGACGGCAAAACCGAAAGCUCAGGAGGCGUAUUCAGUUUUUUCAGAGGCAAGAAGGGUAGAGGACACAGCCCUAAGCCGAAGGAGCGAGGAGUACUGGGCAAAGAGGGCGCCAGACAGAUCCUUAACUAG
Molecule: messenger RNA, 651 nt
Organism: Colletotrichum truncatum
Lineage: Eukaryota; Fungi; Ascomycota; Sordariomycetes; Glomerellales; Glomerellaceae
Source: RefSeq, a predicted model, not a curated record